GUGAUGUUAUGUAGUUAUGUUAUAAGUCAUUGUCCGGAGCAUGAUAACAGGAAAAUGGUCAACCGACAUGAGUACAUGAUUCGUCCAAGGAAGUUUUAGCAACAAGUUGAAAGAGAGGCAGUUUUUUAUGGAGCUCUCAUGAGACUUCAGCGGAACUGGAAGGUCAAGCGGCAACGUGGAGUGGCAGCUGGUCCAGGUGGCAGUGCAGAGUUCUCUAUUGGUGAAUGAUACAGGGCGUUUGUCAGCUACUAGUAAGGAGGGGAAGACUGAUGCGACGGUCUUGCCAGAAGCAUCUGAGCCGGGGGAGAGGGGCGUUGGACCAGGUGUAGACAGGGGCGCCACAAGAACUUAAGCUGUGCUUCGGCAAAUUCAGACUGCUAACUUUGAUGCUCAGGUGUGUGAUACUUGUCUGGUUGGAGAAUCACAUGUCAGAUUUAUAUAGGUGUCAGCUCCAAUCAGGCUUGUAUAGUUGUUGAGGUGUCAGUGUACCUGAGACGGCUGUUAAGGACUUUUCUUAACAGCCCUUAACAGAGCUGGAAAUACCAUGUCUAACAGAGCUAUCUUUGAUGAAGUGUUUAAUUUACAAUGGUUGGCCUCUAUUCUACAUUUAAGUCCUUAUACUAUGUGGACCGUAGUAUUUACAAGAGGCCACCCCAGUACUUUUAAAAUUAAUCACUCAACUUUGUUAAAAGCAAUUUAAAUUUUGUCUUCAGAAGCAGGUCAAGCGGCUGAUCAAUAUUGGAUACUUCUUCGCGAAGAACCUCUCCAAGUAUACUUUUUGAGCUUUGAUGUUGUGAUCAUGCUAAUGUUGAGAUUGCUCGAUUCUGUUCUCAUCUAUUCUCGUAGCUUCGAUGGGGGUUUAUUGAUGAAUUUUCAAUGAAUGUAGGUUCAUGGAGUUCCAGAGCUCCGGUUUUUAUUACAUCCCACAUGGCACGCUCAGGUCUGCCAUCUGGAAAUGGUAAGAGACUGACUUCAACAGCCUGUACUUUGUCAGAGCUCUCACCCUUCCUCCUCUUUCAGAUGGCAGCCCAUUUGGUGGCCUGGCUGCAUGCUGAAGCAUCAGGCAUGGGUGUGGAAGCUCGCCUCAAUUCUCUUACAUUUGAACUGGAUAACUUUGAGGAUGUUUCUCUUGUUGCGUCUCCAGCAGUUAAAUCCCACACUAUAAAUUGGUCAUUGAGGCUAUCAGGCAGCAGAACAGAAGAUUCAGAUGCUACAUCACGGUUUCUGGGUGCAUUGGCGUUACAGACACUUAGGGCUAGUGUUAUUGAUCUUGUGAAUGAGAAGUUGGAUGUAAAACCUGCUGGUGACGCUUCUCUAUGCGGCGAAGGUUUUUCUGGAGCCUAAUAAAUUUGAUCGUCAUGCAGGCGCUUGAUUGAAAAUUUCGAACUUCCUGAAUGUGAUAUGGUGCCAUAAUGUAUUAGAGAAGGUUUGGAAUCACUAUCUGGGUGGUCCACUAACAAAUGGCUGUCUCACUUGCAGAAAGAGCUUGAUGUACCAGUGGAUGGCUUUCAAGUAUACACACUUUAUCAUGUCAAAUACAUGAGAGCGGUUCUUUUCCAAUGCAAUUCUGAACGUUCAACGUUCCUGCAUUUGUGCAUUACCCUGAAACUCAUUAUACAAAGGCAAUAUAAUCAGUGAAGUAAA
This is a messenger RNA of Physcomitrium patens, 1644 nucleotides long. RefSeq lists its product as uncharacterized. Gene Ontology annotation, biological process: regulation of transcription by RNA polymerase II. The record is from RefSeq and is a predicted model, not a curated record. Gene Ontology annotation, molecular function: transcription coregulator activity. Gene Ontology annotation, cellular component: mediator complex; core mediator complex. Lineage: Eukaryota; Viridiplantae; Streptophyta; Bryopsida; Funariales; Funariaceae.